This is a messenger RNA of Lactuca saligna, 1864 nucleotides long. The record is from the annotation of a GenBank genome assembly. Lineage: Eukaryota; Viridiplantae; Streptophyta; Magnoliopsida; Asterales; Asteraceae.
AAGUAAUCACAAUUAUACGAGUGUGAUAUUUCUUGAAUAGACAAAACAUAGAGGUGGUAAAAUAAAGAGUUGAUUUAUACUAGUAUAUUAUAUUUAUAAGUUUUUAAAAGAUAUUUCCCUUUCGCAUUUUUUGUUUGGUAUUAGUUAAAGAGUUAUUCCAUCUUCGCCUACCCAUCCAUUUUCUUCAGGGACACUGGUUUUCAUCUCUUCCUUCCCCAUCGCUUUCAUCCUCUCAAACCUCCAUUUUCCCACCAGAUCAAAAAUCAAAUCGCUUCUGAAUCGUCCUCAGGCAUCCACUACAAUUAAAUCGACAUAAAAAGGGGAUCAUUUCUUCGUGGGCAUCGUUUGAUUUGGUUAUUCCCCAAUUUGUUAGGGUUUUUCUGAGUUAUCGAAGCCUCAAUCAAUAAAUCCUUGUUGGGUCACCUUUGUUCUACGAUAAAGAUCAUCGGACGACGUGUUUUUGGUUUUGGUUUGAGUUUGGGUUUCGGCUCCGUUUUGGUAUCUCCAUUACGACUAAAAAGAGAUCCAAAAUCAAUCUUUUUUAUUUCUCAGUUCGUCGAAAAUCAUCGCAUUCUUGAUUCGGUUUAUUGAUUUUUUUGGUAAGAUUGAAGGAGUUGUAACUUAGGGUUUUACACAAGAUGUUGGGAGCUGGAUUGCAGUUUGGAAGGAGUCGUGGCGGAGAGGAUAGGUUUUACAAUCCGGCGAAAGCAAGAAGGAAUCGUCAAAACCAGGAUAAUCUCCGUCGAGCUCAAAGUGACGUCACUCCAACCCAAUCCACGGCGUCGUCCGGCACCGAGGAGCCUGAUAACCGAGCUGUAAAGCCAUCGAAGCCGAUACCAUUAGAACCUCCGAUGCUUUCAUCGUUGUGUAACCUGGAACGGUUUUUGGAAUCGAUUACACCUUUUGUUCCUGCUCAGUAUCCCUCCAAGAGAGAUGUGAGAGGGUGGAGGACACAAGACGAAUGUCAACCAUACUUUGUUCUUGGUGAUUUGUGGGAAUCUUUUAAGGAAUGGAGUGCUUAUGGCGCUGGAGUUCCUUUGAUAUUGAAUGACAGUGAUAGUGUGGUCCAAUACUACGUGCCUUAUUUGUCUGGAAUUCAAUUAUACAGCGACCCUUUGAAAUCUUCAACAAAAUCAAGGCAACAACACAUUGAGGAAAGUGAUGUUGAAUCUUUUAGGGAUUCAAGUAGUGAUGUAAGUAGUGAUUAUGAACAACUCGAAAGAGGGUCUCUCCCAAAAAAUGAAAUUUCUGAAUUAUCAUUAAAUUAUCAACAAAAUCUUGCACUUCAAGAAGGUUUUUCUAGUGAUGAUAAUGAAUCUCCAACACCUCAAAAUCGCCUCUCCUUUGAAUACCUUGAACGCAAUCAACCAUGGGGUCGUGAGCCUUUGACCGAUAAGAUUCUUGAUCUUGCACGUAAAUUCCCCGAAUUAAAAAACAUGAAAAGUUGCGAUUUGUUACCUUCUAGUUGGUUAUCGGUUGCAUGGUACCCAAUUUAUAGAAUUCCAAUGGGGCCCACAUUGAAAGAUCUCGAUGCUUGUUUUCUAACUUUUCAUAAUCUCCAUACACCCAUGGCAGGAAACGAGUGUGGGGAAACAGAUGGUUUUCCCAAAAUGUCCCUACCAGUGUUUGGUUUAGCUUCUUACAAGUUAAAAGCACCAUUGUGGAUCAACAAUGAACAGCUGUUAUUGACUUCUCUUUUACAGAAAGCUGACACGUGGCUAGCUAGCCUUCAUGUCAAUCACCCAGAUUUUCUUUUCUUUUCCCGUAGAUGAUAAUGAUGAUGAUGAUGAUGAUGAUGAUGGUGUUAUUUACAAAUCUGCCAUAACUCUUGAUUAGUGUGUUUGUUGUGACUCUGCAAUAUGAG